AUGGAUGUUACUUUCUAUACCGACGACGGUGACAAAGGCUUCGUCGUCGAGAUUGGCUUCUUCGACACCGUUGCUGAGAUCAAGGAGAAGGUGCAGUUCUUCGCCGGUUAUCCGGUCGCUUCCCAGAAGCUCGUCUUCAACGGCCAAGAGCUGCGCGACGACGCCGACACCGAGCGCUGCGGCAUUCUCCACAACUCCUCCGUCCAAAUCCUCGUCGCUAGCGACCCUUCUUGCGCCAAGGAGGAGGAUGACGGCGACGCACUCGAUCAGACGGUGAAGGUGAAUGUGUUCGUGAGUCGGUCGUCUCCAGACAGACGCUUAUCACUGGAAGCCAGCGCCUGCGACACUGUCCACCGACUCAAAGCGCGUAUCGGCGACCUCGAAGGCAUUAUGAUGCAGGGCUUGGCGUUGCACCGCCAGGGGGAGGGGGAGGAGGAGGAGGAGGAGGGGGAGGAGCUGCUGGACCACCACACUCUGUCCGACUACAUGGCGGCGGGCGAGGUGGAGGUGACGGUGCACACGGCUGCGAGGCCGCCGCUCUCUGGGCUAGCGACGCCGGCGCCGGCUGAUCCGUACUCGAGGAGUUUGAGGCUGGUGGUGAGGCCAAUGUUUCGGCCGGCGCCGACGAAGAAGAUGUUGACGACCGUGAAUCCGUCGCGGAAAGUGAAUGAUUUGGGGAGGGUAAUGAGGGAGAAGUUUGGGGUCCAUUGGCCGAGCGAGGGUUGUUUCUUGUUCGUCCGUAACCACGUCGCCAUGGACGAGGGCAAAUCCUUCCGAUGGCACGGCGUGGAGGAGGAUGAAACCAUCGAGAUCUUUAGGGUGAUGGACGAUUAG
Molecule: messenger RNA, 834 nt
Organism: Zingiber officinale
Lineage: Eukaryota; Viridiplantae; Streptophyta; Magnoliopsida; Zingiberales; Zingiberaceae
Product: polyubiquitin-B-like
Exons: 1
Coding region: 1-834 (277 amino acids)
Biological process (GO): proteasome-mediated ubiquitin-dependent protein catabolic process
Cellular component (GO): cytosol; nucleoplasm
Molecular function (GO): polyubiquitin modification-dependent protein binding; ubiquitin binding; proteasome binding
Source: RefSeq, a predicted model, not a curated record